Molecule: messenger RNA, 9359 nt
Organism: Camelus dromedarius (Arabian camel)
Lineage: Eukaryota; Metazoa; Chordata; Mammalia; Artiodactyla; Camelidae
Gene: PIAS2
Product: protein inhibitor of activated STAT 2
Exons: 14
Coding region: 148-2016 (622 amino acids)
Biological process (GO): regulation of transcription by RNA polymerase II; protein sumoylation
Cellular component (GO): chromatin
Molecular function (GO): SUMO ligase activity; zinc ion binding; transcription coregulator activity
Source: RefSeq, a predicted model, not a curated record
CGGCGGUGGCCGCGGCGUCUUUAGUGGCGCCCAGUGCAGGAUGGUGCUGGAGGCGGCGGCGGCGGCCGUGGUGGCGGCGGCGUUGUUGGCGGCAGCGGGAGGGGGUGCUGUGGCGGCAGCGGCGGCGGCGCCCGCGGGUGGUAUAAAAUGGCGGAUUUCGAGGAGUUGAGGAAUAUGGUUUCUAGUUUUAGGGUUUCUGAACUACAAGUGUUACUAGGCUUUGCCGGACGGAAUAAAAGUGGACGCAAGCAUGACCUCCUGAUGAGGGCGUUGCAUUUAUUGAAGAGCGGCUGCAGCCCUGCGGUUCAGAUUAAAAUCCGAGAACUGUACAGACGCCGAUACCCUCGGACUCUUGAAGGCCUUUCUGAUUUAUCCACAAUCAAAUCAUCAGUUUUCAGUUUGGAUGGUAGCUCCUCACCUGUAGAGCCUGACUUGGCCGUGGCUGGGAUCCACUCGUUGCCUUCCACUUCAGUUACACCUCACUCGCCAUCCUCUCCUGUUGGUUCUGUGCUGCUUCAAGACACUAAACCCACGUUUGAGAUGCAGCAGCCGUCUCCCCCAAUCCCUCCUGUCCAUCCUGAUGUGCAGUUAAAAAACUUGCCCUUUUAUGAUGUCCUUGAUGUCCUCAUCAAGCCCACAAGUUUAGUUCAAAGCAGUAUUCAGCGCUUUCAAGAGAAGUUUUUUAUUUUUGCUCUGACACCUCAACAAGUUAGAGAGAUAUGCAUAUCCAGGGAUUUUUUGCCAGGUGGUAGGAGGGAUUAUACGGUCCAGGUUCAGCUGAGGCUUUGCCUGGCGGAGACAAGUUGCCCUCAAGAAGAUAAUUAUCCUAAUAGCCUCUGUAUAAAAGUAAAUGGGAAGCUAUUUCCUUUGCCUGGCUAUGCACCACCACCCAAAAAUGGGAUUGAACAGAAGCGCCCUGGACGCCCUUUGAAUAUCACAUCUUUAGUUAGGUUAUCCUCUGCUGUGCCAAACCAGAUUUCCAUUUCUUGGGCAUCAGAAAUUGGAAAGAAUUACUCCAUGUCUGUAUACCUUGUACGACAGCUCACAUCAGCCAUGUUAUUACAGAGAUUAAAAAUGAAAGGUAUUAGAAACCCUGAUCAUUCCAGAGCACUAAUUAAAGAAAAACUUACUGCGGAUCCUGAUAGUGAAAUUGCCACCACUAGCCUUCGGGUCUCCUUGAUGUGCCCUUUAGGGAAAAUGAGGCUGACAAUCCCGUGCCGUGCAGUGACUUGUACACAUCUGCAGUGUUUUGAUGCGGCCCUUUAUCUGCAAAUGAAUGAGAAGAAGCCCACCUGGAUUUGUCCUGUGUGUGACAAAAAAGCUGCCUAUGAAAGUCUCAUUUUAGAUGGGCUUUUUAUGGAAAUUCUCAAUGACUGUUCUGAUGUGGAUGAGAUCAAAUUCCAGGAGGACGGCUCUUGGUGUCCAAUGAGACCGAAGAAAGAAGCUAUGAAAGUAUCCAGCCAACCGUGUACAAAAAUAGAAACUUCAAGUGUCCUCAGUAAGCCUUGUUCAGUGACUGUAGCCAAUGAGGCGAGCAAGAAGAAAGUGGACGUUAUUGACCUAACGAUAGAAAGCUCUUCUGAUGAAGAGGAAGACCCUCCUGCCAAAAGGAAAUGCAUCUUUAUGUCAGAAACACAAAGCAGCCCAACCAAAGGGGUUCUCAUGUAUCAGCCAUCUUCUGUAAGGGUGCCCAGUGUGACUUCGGUUGAUCCUGCUGCUCUUCCGCCCUCAUUAACAGACUACUCAGUACCAUUCCACCACACGCCAAUAUCAAGCAUGUCAUCCGAUUUGCCAGGUUUGGAUUUUCUUUCCCUUAUUCCAGUUGACACCCAGCAGUACUGUCCUCCUAUGUUUUUGGAUAGUCUCACCUCACCCUUAACAGCAAGCAGCACGUCUGUCACCACCACCAGCCCCCAUGAGAGCAGUACUCACGUUAGCUCGUCCAGCAGCAGGAGCGAGCCGGGGGUCAUAGCCAGCAGCGGAAGUAACAUUCCUGACGUCAUCUCGUUGGACUAAAGGAGGACUCACUCGAUUCUGGGAAUCAUUCGUCAGAACCUCCCUUUCUUGGAUCUCUGGUCCGUGGAAGCUAUUUUUUUGGUAACAAUUACUUUGAUAUUUAUUGAAAUGUCAGACGGAUUCUUUUGCCUUCUGAAAGAUGAACACAAAUGACUACAGCAAGAACCACAUGACAUGCGAGGAUUUUUCCUAUUCAUGCUGUGCUCUGAGCAUCCGAUGUGUUCAGCCAUUUAACUGUGUCUUCAGAGAUGGAUUUCAGUUUCACGUGUUACUGGACGGAUUCUACAAAUCAGUUAAUUUUUUUGUUGUUGUAGUAAACAGCAAUAAAAUUAUGUAAAUAUUCAAGUAAACUUUUUUCUAAUUAAAAAGAUGUAAUCAAUGAUUCUAAAAUGACAGCAACUUUUGUUUAACCUGAUGUGAAGGAAAAAUACAUGGAAAGAAGUUAUGUUUGCCGAAUGAGUCCUUUCCACAGAGAUUUGUUCUGUUUUCGUUGAAGUAAUGAAGCCUUCAUACGUGCCCAAAGCUUGGGUUUCACUUUUUUUUUCCUGCAGCUCUACUCUUCUUCCUGAUUCCAUCAAAGAAAAAUGGCCUUUGUGUUAAGCAUUUUCCCUGGUUUUCGUUUAAUUUUGAUAUUGUGUGCCGAUGGAUGCGGAGUGAAGUUCUGGGAUUGGCUGCUGUUCACGAGUGUUUAUGUUGAAGAAUGCUAUGCAGAGUCUGCCCUGUGUAUGUUAUUUUUGGUAAUUGUACAUUCUCAUUCUAGAGAUUUCUAUAAAUUGGGAGCUUACCUUCUCAAAACAAAUUUUCUGCAGCCAUUGAGUGAAAUGUUUUUGGAGUAGGGUGUGGCUGGAGUGUUAGGAUUCUGUUCACACUGUCCGGAAAUACUGAGAGCUUGGAGACAAUGGAAGAACAGAUCUAGGGGCAGUAGGGAUAACAAAGUUUAAUAUCUUCCCAAGAACUUCUUUUGCUCAUGCGUUUUAUAGAAUAAUAUACAAAUCUGCAUUGAAACUUGUCAGUUCAGUAACACUGACAAAGGAAACAUAUUUUAGAUCUCCUGUUUCUCAUAGCAGUGAUCUUCAAACUUGAACAAACAAUUACAGGGGUUGGGGAUGGCAUCAGAUUUCCUUUUCUUUUUUUCUUUUAGAAGGAAGUCUUUCCUGUAACCACAAAAAGACAAAACAGAAUUGGAAGUGUUUGAAUAUAAGAAAGGAUUGCAGAGGAUGGGCCUGAAACCCACAUUGAAAACCACUCUUACUGUGUGAUUUUAAGUCUCUCAGGAAACUGAGUUUUACCCUUAGAGAAACAUUUUUUAUCCAAAUUUUCUAUUCUCCUUUGCUUCAUUUGGCUUCCUAAAUCAUUUUUGAGUUCUCAAGGAGUUAAUACUUCCCUAAUGUUUAGCUUUCUCUCCCUAAGCUGUAUCUACUUUAAAAAUAAACCUUUUUGUUUUUAAUAAAAUGAUUAAUCUGAUUUUUCAAACUGAAGUGCCCAGAUGAAGAGUCUGCCUGUUUCAGUUAGAAUAGGAAACACACUGCUUCAGGUCUGGUGCGGCUUCAGGAGCUGACUGGUCACUGCUUGGGUUUUUGUUUUUUUUUUUUUUUUUUUUUUUUUUUUUUUUUACACUUUCUCAAGUUUUCUUGGCCUCUGUGCUCUUUUUGUACUGAUUUAAUUCCCUGUCAUUUUCUGCAUCAUCCUUUCUUCAGCUGCAUCAUCCCCUUAAGUGUUUUAUCCCUUUCGGAGAGCUGCUUAUUAUGAAAAACACGGAAAACAAACCUGCAUCUUCUCACAGUAGUAACAUAGUUGCCCGUUUGACCUUCUUUGUCCAAGUUACAGCUCUUUGGUCCAGACACAGAAUUUCUUCCUAGUAACAUUUUAUGUCGCUGCUCUAAAUAUGGAUGCAAGUUCUGCUAACUCUGUAAUCAGAUAGAGAAAGGAAACUGAUUUGUGUGGUAUAAUUUGUUAAUAAAGAAAUGCUGUAUAUUUGUUAUCAUUUUGUUACCCUUUGGAUUCUCAGAGACCCUCCCCUCCCCAGUUUAACCAACGAAGUUUUCUAAGGUAAAUGAGAAAAUUAAUAGAAACGAGUUAAUUUACUUGGUCCUUGUAGGUGGUACCUCUGUGCUUUUACAGCUGGGCUUUGUUUCCUGUUCACUAUUUUACGCGAACAGUUUUAUUGCUCAUUUUUGGUGCUUUCCCCUGAAUUACGUCAGUUUUUAAUUUAUCUCAUGCAGGCGACUAACAUUUUUAAAAAUAUACUUUUAAGUUUAUAAUCUUAAAAUUGGGACUUUUGUGUAUGUGUCUUUGAAGAUGAGUACUUUUCUUUAUGCUUUUGGCCCUGUGACAACAGCGUGCUUAUUAAGCCAUUGUCCUUUGUUUCAGUACAGUCACUAAAUAUUUCUAGUAAGACCCUGACUUUGUAGCAGUUUCUCUUACUAGCCCAGCUGUCUGCUCAAACAAGUGUGAUUCAGUUUCAGAGGAGGUCAUCUAUAGCUUUUACUUAGAUGUCAGCCAACCAGUGGUUAUGUUUAAGGAAAGAAGCUGCAAUUACGAGUCUGUCAUUUACACUCAGCCGACCUGUUUCUUUCAUCUUUAUUCACAUAGAAACGUUAAGGGAUUUCCUUCUUUGGUAACUCCUGCAGUGUGUUGGGUGCCAAGUCUCGCUUCACACCUAAGGUCUACUUGAACUUCACUAACUUUCUGACCCUUAGGUGAGCCACUUCAGGGCUUUGUUUCCAUUUCUACCCAGAAGGUAUAAACACUUAGUAUCUGUCAUAGGAUAAUUAUAAAGGCCAAACAGAACAAUAGAGGUAAAUUGAAGCUUAUGGGACAUCUAUCUGGUAAUCAGAAAAGCUAGAAUGAAAAUGCCAUGCUUAGGUGAGAGAUUGUGAGUAUAAAUAAGGAGAACCAUAACUCUUGGUAUAAGACAAGUUCUCCUGGGCUAGAAUCUUAAGGAAUUUAAAAAAAAAAAAAAAAGGUAAAAUGUCAGAUUUUAGAUGAAUGAUACUCAACAGAGCUUAUUCUGACUUUAGAUUCAGUCCUUUCAGACAUUCUCCCUUUUCAUCAGUCCUGGACGUUCGUCAUUUAGUAACCAACUUGUCUGCUUUUCUUCUGCCAAAAGGUAUUCAUUAGUUAACAGUCUGUUUUUGUAAGUAAAGUUGAUUUUUGCAAAGCAGCAGUUCUCAGGUAUGCCCUUUCUCCCCAGCCCCCAGUGGGUAAACACACAUACACACACAGCGGUUUCAUUUUUUUCCCCCACCCAAGUAAACACUUUUAGUUUUCUAUUCUUUUUCUACUUGGAAAAUGUCAAGCCGUGUGCCAUUUAAACUUGGGUCUGACAUAGUGUUUUGUGGCCCUGGGCCUCUGGGUUGUGGAGUUGUCAUUUAGAUCAGUGACCGAUGACUAGACCUGGCUGACCACCUAUUUCCUGUAGCAGUUCUACGUGAAUGUGGUAAAACUUGUGGAAACAAAUUUAAUAAUUUCUCUGCCUUUUUAAGAGUCUGAUGCUCCAGUCAGAUGGAUGACUGGUUUGUAAGCCCCCACUUUGUUGUUAGGACCCACGCUCCGAUUCCCAGCAGAAACAAACAAAGCUACAUAAAAAUGCCCAUUUUUCUUUAGUGCUUGCCUGAUUCAGUACUGUUCUGGUUUUUUCUGUUUACGUUAGUGAUACAUGCUUCUGUGAGAAAUCUAGGUAAUACAGAAAAGGGGGGAAGCACCGUAUUUCUUGCCAGUCUUUGCUACUAGUGUAUGAUUUUAUAUAGUUUCAUUCAUUCUCAGUAUAAUUUGUGUCUUGAUUUUGUUCUCAGGCUACAGGCAUUACUCCACGUCAUUAAAAACUUGUGUGGAUGCUGCCUCCCUGUUAGCUUUGCCCGCUGGACGCUUUAGCUGCACCUCAUGGUGCAGUGUUACAGAGCACGUCUCUGCACAGGAAUUACUUCCCUAGGAUAAAUUCCUAGAGGCGGAAUUUCUGAGUUGAGGGUUAUUAUAAAUAUGUAGUUUUUGAUUCAUAUCACUUUUCCAAGUGGCUUUACUAAUUUGUACUCCAGCCGUUUGGCAUGAGAGGACUGUCUAACCAUGUUUUCCAAGAUUAUGGACCAUUUGUCCCUGCAGACGUCUGCGUCGAGACCCUCUCUCCCUCCUGAGCCUGGGGGUCUGGGCUGACUGAUCUGGAGAUGAUUGGCAGAGAUUUUCCUGGGGUGUCUCGGUUUCAAAUAUAUCUAUCUGAUACGUUCCAGAAAUACCUACACAAGGAUACCGAAUGAUUUUUCACUUAGUUUUACUUGUACUAGUCGGAAGUAGCCCAUUUUCCAUUUUUAGUUAGAAAAUCUUUUCUUCUUUUCUUUUUUUUUUUUUUUUUUGGAAAACUUUGUGCCUGGGGCCAGCCCCUAGUAGCCAGCUCUUUUCCUCUUCCCAUGUGCUUCACUUCGGCCUUUCUCAGUUCCCAGCGCCAGGGUCUUCUGAGCCAAAAGCAGUCCAGCUCAAACUGGAAAAGUGAUAAGGCUAGUCAAGUGUUCAAAAAUCAGGAAUUCUUAACCUACCAACAGAUGUGCUGAGAAUCUUACAAAAUGUCACAUUCCUUACCACAGCCCUUCAAGGGAAGUCGUAGUGUCUCCAUUUUGCAAAUGAAGAAACAUUAAAUUUCGCAGUGGACUUGGGAAUCUGAAACAGACCUACCUCAAAAGCCUUCUGACUAAAUUGAAGUGACCCUGGUCAGGUGGGCUAUUUAGGAGACUGAUGGGAAUCUAGACAAAAUUAGGAAAAACUGAUUUCAGAUAAUGGCCACAGGGAUAAGGAAAUAGUGGAUACUGGAGCCAUUUCAAAGGAAAACUCCAAGAUUCAUGUCUGAGUAGAUACAGGAGUUAAGGGCUGAGUCCCUUUCUCAAGCCAGUGGUGCUGUUACAGAGACAGGAGGCGGUUAGAGUGGAUGUUAGUCAUUCAGGGAAGACAAUGGUGAGUUUGAUGUAAGUGUGAGAUUUCAGAAAGGAAGCGUCCAAGAAGCUCAUGCUUGUUUCCUGCAGGCUUCCCCUGCCCCCAUUUUCACCUUCACUUGCCUCCCGUCUGUAUCUAUUCUAGUCACUCCCAAUUGCCUACCCACCCUCCCUUCCUCCCUAAACCCCACCUGGCUGCGUCUCCAUCUUUUCAUUUGAUUUUUCUCUUAAUGGCCUUCCCACCGCAGAUGUGGCUGUCCCCCGAAGUCCUGCCGUGCCCCGCGGCUCUCCCCGGUGUGCGCUGUCUUCAGGCUCCACAUGUCUCUGGAGGCGCUGGCUGCUGCCCUUCCUCUCUAUUGUGAUUUCUAAAUUUCUCCUGAGGCUUCUGACAAAAAAUCUGCCCCUUUGCAGCCCAUGCUGAGAACUUACACUUCCGGUGACCUGUACGCUUAUCGAGUAACGUCCUGAUCACUCCCUUUGAUCUGCUGAAGACCUCACUUCCUGGCUCACAGUGUAUCUUACCAUCUCUAAUUCUGUUGUCUUCUCAGUAUCCUCAUUGAUCUGGUGGAUGGUCCAUCCAACACUUCAGCCAGUGAGAUUUUUGGUUACCUCACCUCCAACAUUUUGUUCCAUUGAAACUCCCUACCACUAUUUCACCCUUUCUGUUUUCCUCUGUACUCUUUGUCCAACUUAGACUUGGCCCUUCGUUACCACAGCCUUCAGCAUAAUCUCAGAGCCCUUUCUCAGAGUCACCCACCAGUCCUUUGACAUGGCAUUGCGCUGUUCUUCUGCCCAUUCUCAUCAAUGUAUACACGUGUCGGCACUCCUUUUUUUUCUUGUUUUACUUGAAACAUGGUUGAUGUACAACAGUAUGUUAGUUUCAGGUGUGCUACAUGAUUUGACAUUUGCAAACGUUAUGCAAGGGUCACCGUGAUAAAUGUAGUAACCAUCUGUCCCCAUACAAAGUUAUAAUAAUACUGACCAUAUUCCUUAUGCUGUAUGUUUCAUCCCUGUGGCUUAUUUAUUUUAUAACUAGAGGUUUAUUCUUCUUAACCAGCCAUUAGUUCUCUGAGUCUGCUCUCGUUUCAUUUGUUUCUUUAGGUCGCAUAUAAAUGACAUUUGUCCUUCUCUGCAUUGUUUCACCUAGUGUAAUUAAUACCCUCUAGAUGUCUGUUAAAAAUGACAAAAUUCCUUUGUUGUUGUUAAUAGCUGAGUAAUACUCCAUCUUCUUUACCCAUUCAUCUACUGACGGGCACUUAGGUUGCUUCCAUAUUUUGGCGAUUGCAAAUAACAGCGUAGUGAUCAUGGGUGCACAGGUAUCUUUCUGAAUUCAUGUUUCUUGCUUUCUUCCAGAAGCGGAAUUGCUGGGUCACAAGGUGGUUGUUUUUAAACUUUUUGAGGAGCCUCCGUACUGUUUUCCAUAGUGGCCACACCUACAUACGGCCCCACCAGCAGUGCGUGAGGGUUGCCGCACCCUUGCCGACACUUUUGUUUUCUUUUUGGUGAUAGCCUGCCCCUCCUUUUCUAACUACACCCUUCUCAGCAGGUGAUGCUGCUUCCUGGCUUCCUUUUUCCAGUCUCAGAGGGUGAGGUCGGCCAGAGGCCAGUUUAGCCAUGUGAGCCUUUGAUUCCUCUGUAACCUUCAGGACCUUCCUCUAUCAGACUUUCCCUCUUUCCUCCAUGUCCUCCCCCUCUCUGCUGCUGCUUUUGGCUUAAAAAAAAAAGUAUCAAGUCAUCACAUAUUUGCAAUCCUAUUGCAUAUGCCAGGCACUGUAUCAGGCACUUGGAACACAGGAUAGAUAGAUGCCUACCUCUACCACAGUUGUAAUCCAGUCAAAUAUGCAGAUAAGUGAAUAGGGAGAUGGCAGUGCAGUGGUAAAAGGCGGGGCGCGGGGUGCUGUAGAGCACACAGGUGGCGGGGACUGAAAAUGUUCAGAGCAGCUGGAAAUGUGCUAAGGACUGUUAGAAGAAGUAUGUAAGGAAUCAUGAAAGGCCUUGUCAAGCGUCAUGAAGUCAUUGAAGAGUAGUCACGGUCAUUCACAGUAAUGAGCAUCUGCGGGGUUUGGUGUGAUUAUCUCCAUUCUACAAAUGUGGAAGCAGAUUCGGAGACGGUAGGUGACUUGCCUAAGGUCUAGUAGCUUGUAAGCGGGGAGCCAGGCUUCCUACCCAGUUUUUCACUGCCUUCUCAGAGAGGCCUUCCCUGACCAUUCUAUCUCAAACGUAUCCUUGUCCCAUCACUGUUGAGAUCCUAAUGGCACAUUGCACAGCCUGUGUCUGUUUUAUGUAUUAGUUCUGUGUGUUGUCUGUUUCCUCUACUAGAUUGUCAGCUCCAUGAGGGCAGGGGUGAUAUCUUACUUCACUUGCAUCCGGAGCCUAACAUGGUAUGGUGCAUAGUAGGUGCUCAAUAAAUAUUUCUGAAUGAAGAAA